Molecule: messenger RNA, 2543 nt
Organism: Eleginops maclovinus (Patagonian blennie)
Lineage: Eukaryota; Metazoa; Chordata; Actinopteri; Perciformes; Eleginopidae
Gene: sec22a
Product: SEC22 homolog A, vesicle trafficking protein
Exons: 7
Coding region: 132-1043 (303 amino acids)
Biological process (GO): endoplasmic reticulum to Golgi vesicle-mediated transport
Cellular component (GO): membrane
Source: RefSeq, a predicted model, not a curated record
CAGCGAGCAGCCACGUAAACAGAGCUGCUAGCUGCCUCUUCUCUCUGCUAAGUGUCACAUCUGCUCUACUUCAGAUGUACAAAUGAUGCAACACUCGUUUAGGGCUUCAGUGAGUUUGCCAGAGCUGUAAGAUGUCGAUGGUGUUGUUCGCCUCGGUGGUGCGGGUCGGGGAUGGCCUGCCUCUCUCUGCAUCCACUGACUACGAGCAGGACAAAGAGCUUCAGGAAACCAAGAAGAACAUCAAGGGGCUCUCCAAGAAACUCGGCCAGUUCCCUGACCGCUGCACGCUGAAGGCUGGACCAUUCAAUGUCAAUUUUACUAGCGCGCUGGGUGUCGGAUACUUGAUGGUGUGCACCGCCAGCUACCCCAACGUGCUCGCCUUCUGCUUCCUGGACGAGCUGCAGAAGGAGUUCAUCGUCACCUAUGACCCAAAGCGAAUCAAAAACGCCGUGCGGCCGUACUCCUUCAUUGAAUUCGACACCUUCAUCCAGAAGACGAAGCAGCGCUACAACAGCCCGCGCUCGCUCUCCACCAAGAUCAACCUGUCCGACAUGCAGACGGAGAUCAAGCUGCGGCCGCCGUACCAGCUCUCUGCGGACGACCUGCGCAGCGUCAACGGGUUCUCGCCGCACAAAUCCUCCAAAUACGAAGGCAUCGCUCCCACACAGAUGCUGGACCCGGUGACGCUCCCCGGCAUCGUCUCCUGUGUGCUCAGCGUCCUCUGUGGGGGCCUCAACCUGCUGCGGGGGGUGCACGCUAUAGAGAGCAUAAUGCAGAACGACGACGAGGACUUUAAUUAUGUGAUUGCCUUCUUCCUGGGCACAGCAGCCUGUCUGUAUCAGUGCUUCCUGUUUGCCUACUUCUCCGUCUGGAGGAACAGUAAGUCCUUCCUGGCGUUUGCACUCAUCUGCCUGUCCAACAUGUAUCUGUAUGAACUGAGGAACAUGUGGCAGAUCCUCUUCCACGUGGCGGUGGGCGCCUUCAUGACCCUGCAGAUCAGACUGAGGCAGCCGCAGGGCAAAGCGCCGGACUACAACGUCUGACCAAGACCCGAGACACUGAGAACCAGUCUUCCGUCAGAUGUCCUUUGGAACACAGCGGAGGCAGCACUGCGCACACACAAACAAUCCUCCACGUUCAGGAAGGGGAACCAGGACAAACAGCUGCACCAGUGCACUGAUCUCAGAGAGGAUUUGGAGGAGUUCUGCCUGAACCCUUCAUGGAGGUUAUGGGUUAAUUUGGGAAGGCGUCACACCCCCACCAUUGUCUGAUCAAAUGAUUUGCUUUGACUUCCUUUCAAUGCAGCCAGGAGUUGAAUCCGAGUCCUGCAUGUGUCCAAACUCCUCCUUCUCCUCCUGCACCCCCACUCCUGUUCUGCACACAUGCAGAGGUGUAUCCAGAGGUUUUAGAGCUCAUCUGAUGUAGUUUUAUCAGAAGAAGUUUCAAUUCUCCACUAGGUUUUAACUUACAGGGAACUUGCCGAGGUGUUUUGGUGCAUAAAAUAACAAAUACACAUAUAAGAUGGAAUGAAAAUAGAAGUUCAGUGAUGAAAAAACUCAUGAGCAUAAAUGUAGAAUUUUAAAUUCAAACACAUUCAUGAGCGCUUCAGAAACUCCCGCUACGGACACAUUAAUGUUCAAUAUCCAGUCCUAAGGUAACCCUAGACGCAUGAUGGACAGGUGAAAUUAAACACCUUGAAAUCUCUCAUUUUUGUUUACAUUUAGGGCUCAUUAUUACCUCCUUAUCUCCUCCUGUUACAUUCACUCACGUACUCGACGCGGUGCAGGACUCUGGUUUAGAUCUUGGUUUUAAACUAUGCAAUGCUGCCUUGUGUAUGUCUGUGUGUGUUAGUGUGUGUGCGUGUGUGUGUGUGCGUGUGCGCGUGGUCCUCAUCUCAGUAUUGUUGUGUUCAGGAGCCAAUGCCAGUAUUGUUUUCCAGAUGUGUCAUUUUUUGCUAUUUAUUAACCGACUGAUUCAGUGACAUGUGGUCGAGGUGUGUGAUGUUGGAUGACUUGUUCAGUUUUCCUGAAGCACCUCCUGCUCCAGUUUACACACAAACAGUCUGCAGGCACUCGAGUGUGAGCGCACACACGUGUCAAGUGUUCAUAAACAGGUCUGGGACGCAGAGCUGUGUUUUCCAGGCCAGAGGCAGCUCAGAGCAUCUGAUCAGCCUGUGGCUUGAUCCUCUUCGAGAUCCUUUGGGUCGGAAAUGGUUUGCCAACACUCUGAGACUAAAAACUGAGUCUCUCCCCCUCUGCCUGUGUGAUGCAUACUAUCACAGCACUCACUCUCAGUCUAUUAAAGGGGCUCUAUUGUGCUUUCCUUUAGUGUGUUAUACAGGUUUUAAUGCAUGUAAAUGGUCUGCAAAGGCUAACAUCUCAAAGUUCCCUCCUUCCAAACGCCUCCGUUAGACUCCUUUGUUUACUUCCGGAUCAUAGUGACGUCAUUAUGUAAAACACGCGCUUCUAUUGGCUAGCGCUCUAACACAUUGGACGAUAGGCUAAGGGGCAGGACAUCUCUAAUCACCAACCACUCAGAGCAGA